This is a messenger RNA of Adineta steineri, 1398 nucleotides long. Lineage: Eukaryota; Metazoa; Rotifera; Eurotatoria; Adinetida; Adinetidae. The record is from the annotation of a GenBank genome assembly.
AUGACGACAAGUAUUUUGACUUCAUUUAUAAUCAUUAUAUCGUUCAUAGUUAAACGAAUACAAGCUGAUUGUCAAAAUAAUACAUUAACUGAAACGACAUUUGUCUAUCGACGUGUUUGUUAUUUUGCAAAUUGGGCUGCUAAACGAUAUGAUAAUAUAAGUCGUUUAACUCCUGAAGAUAUUGAUCCAUUUUUAUGUACACAUAUUAAUUUUGCUUUUGCUAAAGUACUUGAAAGUUUAAUAAUAGCACCAUAUGAAGAAGAUGAUUUAAAAGGAUGGACAGCAAAUUCGAAAGGCAUGUAUGAACGUAUAUUAAAAUUAAAAGAAACCAAUCCUGAUCUACGUGUUCUUCUGAGUGUUGGAGGAUGGACGCAUGCAUCUCGUGGUUUUAAUGAAGUAUCAAAAACUGCUGCAAAUAUAAAAAAUUUUGUUAAAAAUAGUGUGAAAUUUUUACGUGAAAAUAAAUUUGAUGGAUUAGAUUUAGAUUGGGAAUAUCCAGGAGCAAAAGAUCAAGGUGCUGAACCUCAUUCAAAAACUGGUUAUACAAAAUUAGUAAAAAAAUUAAGUCGAGUAUUCAAACGAGAAGCAGAACGUACGGGACAAGAAAAAUUAUUACUAACUUGUGCUACAGCUGCUGCACGACAUCGAAUCGAAGCUGGUUAUGAAGUUGAAGAAGUUUGCAAAUAUUUUGAUUUUGUAUCAGUUAUGACUUAUGAUUAUCAUGGUAGUUGGGAUGGUAAAACUGGUCAUAAUAGUCCAUUAUAUGCAAUGCGUAAUGAACGAAAAAAAUUUCGUGAAUGGAAUAUAAAUAGUUCAAUGCUUGUAUGGGAAGAACUUGGAUGUCCGAAAGAAAAACUUAAUAUUGGUCUUUCAGCUUAUGGACGAGCUUUUUCAUUAUUUGGAGAAACAGGUAUGUCGAAUGGUAAACCAGUAACAAAGAAAAAAUCAUCCAUUGGAAUAAAAGCAAGUGCAGCCGAAGCUGGAAAAUAUACACGAGAAGCCGGUGUUCUAGCUUAUUAUGAAAUUUGUGAAUUACUUCAAAAUAAUCCAAGUAAUCGUGUAUUUUGGCAUCAACAAAUGAGUGUUCCAUAUGUAUCAAGUAAAACUUUAUGGAUUGGUUUUGAUAAUAUUCGAAGUGUUACACUUAAAAUGCAAUUCUUAAAAGAACAUGGUUAUGGUGGUGUAAUUAUUUGGUCAUUAGAUCUUGAUGAUAAAACAGGUACAGUUUGUAAUGAAGGACCAUUUCCAAUAUUUAAUGCAGCUAAACGUGAAUUACUUAUUUUACCUGAUCAUUUAAUAAAUAAAGAUAAAAAAUGUUCAGAUGAUAAUAUAACAAUUACAAUUGAACAUCUUCAUUCCAAAAUGACAAAAAUUAAACAAAGUAAAAAUUCGAAAUAA